AUGGGAGAGUACUCGAAAGCAUUUUCAGUGCUUAAAGAAUCUCUGAAUAUUCAUCAAAUGUCACAGGAUAAUAAUAAUUCGAAAUUUGCUGCAACAACAUACUAUUGGUUAGGACGGAUAGAGUGUUUUAUGAAGAUUAUUCGAAAGCACUUGAAUACUAUAGAAAAACAAUACAAACAAUACAAAAAAAGAGCCUUGCCGGAAAAACAUCCAGACUUCGCUAUAACAUACAGUAACAUUGGAGAUGUGAAAAGAUUAACUGGAGAUCAUACAACUGCACGUUCAUUUCUGGAAAAAGCACUUGAAAUUCAAGAAAAUGUUACUUGUGACCGUUGUGAUUUGGCUUGGAUAUACACUUAUAUGGGUGAAACUUAUCGUGAGAUGAAAGAUUACUCAACAGCACUAGAAUUACUUGAAAAAGCACUGAAAAUCCGUGACAAAUUGCUCGCUUCGAGUCAUCCCGAUUUGGCUGUAACAUGUCGCAAUUUAGCGAAGGUGUACAACGGACGAAGACAAUUUAAAGUGGCUUCUGGACUUGCGCAGCUCGCUGUUGAAAUGGCUGAACAAAAGUUGUCUGAAAAACAUCCACAUAUUUUGGAAUAUAAGGAAACAGUAUUAGAAAUACGUAAAAGCUUGUAA
Molecule: messenger RNA, 639 nt
Organism: Didymodactylos carnosus
Lineage: Eukaryota; Metazoa; Rotifera; Eurotatoria; Philodinida; Philodinidae
Source: the annotation of a GenBank genome assembly